This is a messenger RNA of Aspergillus sclerotioniger CBS 115572, 1151 nucleotides long. Its product is annotated as 60S ribosomal protein uL2. Gene Ontology annotation, biological process: cytoplasmic translation. The transcript is spliced from 3 exons. Gene Ontology annotation, cellular component: cytosolic large ribosomal subunit; ribosome. The record is from RefSeq and is a predicted model, not a curated record. NCBI's taxonomy places the organism in Eukaryota, Fungi, Ascomycota, Eurotiomycetes, Eurotiales, Aspergillaceae. Bases 13 to 777 code for a protein of 254 amino acids. Gene Ontology annotation, molecular function: structural constituent of ribosome; RNA binding.
UAGAAAGUCGCCAUGGGUCGUGUGAUCCGCAACCAGAGGAAGGGUCGUGGAUCCAUUUUCACGGCCAACACCCGUCUCAACAAGGCUCCUGCCCAGUUCCGUACCCUCGACUAUGCCGAGCGUCAUGGAUACACUCGUGGUGUUGUGAAGGAGAUCAUCCACGACCCCGGCCGUGGUGCUCCUCUCGCCAAGGUCCAGUUCCGUCACCCCUACAAGUUCAAGCACAUCACCGAGACCUUCAUCGCCAACGAGGGCAUGUACACCGGUCAAUUCAUCUACGCCGGAAAGAACGCCGCUCUGACUGUCGGAAACGUCCUUCCUCUCGCCUCCGUCCCUGAGGGUACCGUCGUUACCAACGUCGAGGAGAAGUCUGGUGACCGUGGUGCUCUUGGUCGUACCUCCGGUAACUACGUUACCGUCAUCGGCCACAACCCCGAUGAGGGCAAGACCCGUAUCAAGCUUCCCUCCGGUGCCAAGAAGGUCGUCAAGAACACCUCCCGUGGUAUGAUCGGUAUCGUCGCCGGUGGUGGUCGUACCGACAAGCCUUUGCUCAAGGCUUCUCGUGCCAAGCACAAGUUCGCUGUCAAGCGCAACUCUUGGCCCAAGACUCGUGGUGUUGCCAUGAACCCCGUGGAUCACCCUCACGGUGGUGGUAACCACCAGCACAUUGGUAAGGCUUCGACCAUCUCCCGUUACGCCGCCCACGGUCAAAAAGCCGGUCUUAUUGCUGCCCGGAGAACUGGUCUGCUCCGCGGUACCCAGAAGACCAAGGACUAAGCGUGAUGUUCUGUGGAGUUUUCUUUGUGACGGGUUGAAAAUGCUCUUUUGCUAUGAGGCAUAUGUACUUAGGCGAAUGCGGAUGAUCUCCCACGCGUCCUUAGCGAAUCUAGGUCGUGGCCACCAAAUAUUUUCAUGAUGAUCAAAGCAAAAGAAAUGGGUUCAAAAAUUCAAGUCCGGGUGCAUUCUUUGAUAUAUCACACCUACGUAGCGUCUCAGUUCUCAGGAGACGACUUCGAAGCCACUUUCCUAGUCGUAUGUGCCUGCGGUCCUGUAUUUCAGGGCACGAUUGUAUUUAUCGGGCUGUUCGUCGUGCAAUUGGUACUAAGUCAAGCAUAUCAGACCGACAUCAUUACUACAUCAACCAGUUGCGG